Closterium sp. Yama58-4 is the source of this 656-nucleotide messenger RNA. Lineage: Eukaryota; Viridiplantae; Streptophyta; Zygnematophyceae; Desmidiales; Closteriaceae. The record is from the annotation of a GenBank genome assembly.
GCACAAAGAGGGUCCCACGUUUUCUUUCAGGAUUUGCCGUUUCAGUCGGGAGCAGCACACCACCCAGUGGUUCAAAGGCACCACAUUUCUCUGUAGCAGACGUUACAAAAUCGGAAACCGUGACUGUAUCCGACAAAAUCACAGCAGUGGAGGCCGGAGAAUCGUCAGCUAGAAGGAGAAGGCUGGCAGGGUUUGAGACGUACGAUAUUCGGCGGGUGCGGGAAUGGGUGGUGGCACACAACAGAAUCAGGCACAUGCACUCUCCUCUCCCCCCUCUCCUCUGGGACCCCGCUCUAGCCCGCUUUGCCCAAGCACACGCGGAUUCAGUGGGUGCCAACGCGCAAUGCCGCCCAGAAGCCAACGAGGCGGCGGGGGAGGCGGGCCUGGGGGAGGUUUAUCUGUGGGCCGCGGUGGAGAAGGGGGUGGCGUUAUUCACCGCUGCAGAGGCGGUUCAAGCGUGGGCGGAGCAGGGCAAGCACUACAGCAGCAGCACAGGGGCGUGUGUGCAAGGGGCGGAGUGCGAUGCAUUCAUUCAGCUCACAUGGCGAGACACAAGAAGAGUGGGGUGUGGUGAGGCGCUCUGUCCCUACAAGGCCAACUUCACCGGGGUGGCUCAGUUCCUCGUCUGCAACUACUACCCCCCCGCUGCCCUCUAG